AUGGCUUCCAACAAGUUUAGUGCACUCAUUGUAAUCCUUUCUCUUCUUUCCUAUUCCACAUUUUCCCAUGCUUGUGGUUCAUGCAACCCAAAACCUAAGCCUAGUCCUCCACCAACACCUAAACCUUGUCCUCCUCCUAAGGUUAGUCCUCCUACUCCUUCAACUACACCACCUACAGCUAGUCCUCCUACUCCUUCAACUACACCACCUACGGCUAGUCCUCCUACUCCUUCAACUACACCACCUACGGCUAGUCCUCCUACUCCUUCAACAUCACAAAAAUGUCCAAAGGACACAUUAAAGCUAGGUGUUUGUUCUGAUCUUCUUGGACUUGUUAAUGUUGCUCUUGGAUCACCUGCUUCAAGCAAGUGUUGUGCAUUGAUUCAGGGCUUGGCUGAUUUGGAUGCAGCGAUUUGCCUUUGUACUGCUAUUAAGGCUAAUGUUCUUGGUAUCAACUUGAAUGUUCCUAUCACACUCAGUCUCCUACUCAGUGCUUGUGAAAAAUCUGUUCCUUCUGGUUUCCAGUGCUCAUAG
This is a messenger RNA of Vicia faba (fava bean), 534 nucleotides long. NCBI's taxonomy places the organism in Eukaryota, Viridiplantae, Streptophyta, Magnoliopsida, Fabales, Fabaceae. The record is from the annotation of a GenBank genome assembly.